Messenger RNA from Jaculus jaculus (lesser Egyptian jerboa), 1045 nucleotides. Its product is annotated as trace amine-associated receptor 4-like. The transcript has a single exon. The record is from RefSeq and is a predicted model, not a curated record. Gene Ontology annotation, molecular function: trace-amine receptor activity; 2-phenylethylamine receptor activity. Gene Ontology annotation, cellular component: membrane. Bases 1 to 1044 code for a protein of 347 amino acids. Gene Ontology annotation, biological process: G protein-coupled receptor signaling pathway; chemosensory behavior; behavioral fear response. NCBI's taxonomy places the organism in Eukaryota, Metazoa, Chordata, Mammalia, Rodentia, Dipodidae.
AUGGAUUCACCUGACCUCCCUAAUCUUCCAGAAGCACAGCUUUGCUUUGCUUUGGCUAACGAUUCAUGCCCUAGAAAGGAGCGAUCCGCGGCUACAGUGUGUGUCAUGUACCUUCUCAUGACUGGGGCGAUCGUGGUGACGAUGCUGGGAAACACGGUCGUGAUCGUUUCCAUCGUCCACUUCAAGCAGCUCCACUCCCCGACCAACUUCCUCAUCCUCUCCAUGGCCACCACAGACUUCCUGCUGAGCUGUGUGGUCAUGCCCUUCAGCAUGAUCAGGUCCAUCGAGUCCUGCUGGUACUUUGGAGACCUCUUUUGCAAAGUACAUAGCUGCUGUGACAUCACGCUCUGCACCACCUCCAUUUUCCACCUCUGCUUCAUCUCUGUGGACCGCUACUACGCUGUGUGCGACCCUCUGCAUUAUGUCACUAAGGUUACCAUCCCUGUCGUGGGGCUCUUCCUCCUUCUCAGUUGGUCCAUUCCCAUCCUUUUUGCUUUUGGCCUGGUAUUCUCGGAAUUAAACUUAAUCGGCACAGAAGAUCUUGUGGCAGCCAUGGACUGUGCAGGUUUGUGUGUGCUGAUAUUUAACAAGCUCUGGGCGGUGCUUGCCUCCUUCAUAGCUUUCUUUCUGCCUGGGACCGUCAUGGUGGGGAUUUACAUACACAUUUUCACGGUAGCCAGGAGGCAUGCAAGGCAGAUUGGCACAGGUCCUAGGAUGAAAUGGCCUGGCUCGGAGAGCAAAGAGCAAGUGACAUCCAAAAAGGAGAACAAGGCCACCAAGACUUUGAGCAUCGUCCUGGGAGCGUUUGUGUCGUGUUGGCUCCCCUUCUUUGUUUUGACCAUCACAGACCCUUUCAUCGGCUUUACAACCCCUGAAGAUUUGUAUGACGUUUUCCUCUGGCUGGGUUAUUUCAAUUCCACAUUCAAUCCCAUCAUCUACGGCAUGUUUUACCCUUGGUUUCGCAAGGCAUUGAGGCUGAUAGUCACGGGAAUGAUCUUCCGCCCUCAGUCUUCCACCUUAAACCUGUUUCCUGGGCAUCCUUAGA